Laetiporus sulphureus 93-53 is the source of this 495-nucleotide messenger RNA. RefSeq lists its product as uncharacterized. The record is from RefSeq and is a predicted model, not a curated record. Lineage: Eukaryota; Fungi; Basidiomycota; Agaricomycetes; Polyporales; Laetiporaceae. The transcript is spliced from 5 exons. The coding region runs from base 1 to 495 and encodes 164 amino acids.
AUGGGUGACGUACUUCCCGUUGGGCGCGGCGACGUGCAUAGAGGUGAUCAUCGCGUCCGCUCUCUGUUACCUCCUGCGGCGCUGCCGCACAGGCCAUUCCAAGAUGGACUCGACAAUCUCGGUACUGAUGUUGUUCACGGUGAACACUGGGAUCAUUACCAGGUCGGAUCCUCCAGAAGUGCGGCGCGUGCACCAGAUUGGCUUACGCUGGAUCUGUACAGCCUGUGUUCGUUGACGGCGCUGGCGAUGAUGGCAGCGCUCCCACAUACGUACGCCGUGCUGAGUGUCGAGUUCAUGGUCAAGAAGCUCUACGUGAACUCGUUCAAUGCACGCAAUAGCCUACGGUGUAACGGGUUUACGAGCGAACUCGGCGCCGACCUGCACCUCCGCCCGAUUAGCGGCUCCUCGCCAUCCACGCGAAACGAGCAGAAGUGGGCGGCCUCGCCGACGACGGGUCUCCCGACCGAGAUUGCGUAUACUGGGAUGGCGUAUUGA